UUUACUACCGAGCGUGUGACAUUCAGCGGGGAAGGCUAGCGCGGCCGGGGCUCCCGCGGCGCGGAGGCUGGGGGCUGUCUGCUCCUCUCACCCGGGCACCUCCUCGGCGGCGGCGGCGAGCUCCCCGCAGGCAGGCCCGGAGACACCCCCCAACCCCGACGGGACAGCCUUGGCGGGCGCAUCCCCCGCCCUCGCCCUGGUCCACGGUCUUCAGCCCGCCCUGCCCAGCCCGGCUCUGCAGGACGCUGGCAGCCAGCGCGAGGGGGACCCUGCCUCCCUGCUCGUAUAUGGCAAAGUUUCUCGCGGCGCUCCUGGGCUGCACGUUGCCGAGCAAGGGCGCCUCUCCCGUGCUGGAGGGCACCAUUUUUAGCACACUGGCUGGCGAGAAGUCCUCAUCUGACUACAAAAAGGAACAGCCAUGGAAGCCUAUGUACUGCAGCCUCGCUGCCGUGUGCCUUUCCAGCCCUCUCAUUGAGAAGCCAGGAGGCAAAGAAAGUAUGCCUCAGACACCUCCCUUUUCAGCAAUGUUUGACAGCAGCGGUUACAACCGAAACCUCUACCAGUCUGCAGAGGACAGCUGUGGGGGCUUGUAUUACCAUGACAACAACCUCCUUUCCGGGUCUCUGGAAGCACUCAUCCAACACUUAGUACCCAAUGUGGAUUACUAUCCAGAUAGGACGUACAUAUUUACCUUCCUGCUUAGCUCUCGGCUAUUCAUGCACCCGUACGAGCUGAUGGCCAAAGUUUGCCAACUGUGCGUGGAGCACCAGCGGCUGAGCGAAGGGGAGGGUGAUAAGAACCAGAUGAGAAAAAUUGCACCUAAAAUUCUUCAACUCUUGACCGAGUGGACGGAAACGUUUCCUUAUGACUUCCGGGAUGAGAGGAUGAUGAGAAACCUAAAGGACCUGGCGCAUAGAAUGGCCAGUGGCGAGGAGCAGACAUACCGGAAGAACGUCCAGCAGAUGAUGCAGAGUCUGAUCCGGAAACUCGCCGCCCUCAGCCAGUAUGAGGAGGUCCUGGCCAAACUCAGCUCCACAGCCACAGACCGGCUUACGGUUCUGAAGACCAAGCCCCAGUCCAUACAGCGUGACAUCAUGACCGUCUGCAGCGACCCUUACACGUUGGCCCAGCAGCUGACUCACAUUGAGCUGGAGAGACUCAAUUACAUUGGCCCAGAAGAGUUUGUUCAGGCAUUCGUGCAGAAGGACCCUCUGGACAACGAUAAGAGUUGCUACAGCGAGCGGAAGAAAACGAGAAACUUAGAAGCUUACGUAGAAUGGUUCAAUCGCCUGAGUUACUUGGUUGCUACAGAAAUCUGCAUGCCAGUGAAGAAGAAACACAGAGCGAGAAUGAUUGAGUAUUUCAUCGACGUGGCUCGAGAGUGUUUCAACAUUGGAAACUUCAAUUCCUUGAUGGCAAUAAUCUCUGGUAUGAAUAUGAGCCCGGUCUCUCGACUAAAAAAAACUUGGGCCAAAGUGAAGACUGCAAAGUUCGACAUUCUAGAGCAUCAGAUGGAUCCUUCUAGCAAUUUCUAUAACUAUAGAACAGCUCUCCGAGGGGCGGCGCAGAGGUCCCUGACUGCUCACAGCAGCAGAGAGAAGAUUGUGAUACCAUUCUUCAGUCUCUUGAUCAAAGAUAUUUAUUUCCUCAACGAGGGCUGUGUCAACCGUCUUCCAAACGGCCAUGUCAAUUUUGAGAAAUUUUGGGAACUGGCCAAGCAAGUGAGUGAAUUCAUGACGUGGAAACAGGUGGAGUGUCCGUUUGAGCGGGACAGGAAGGUCUUACAGUACCUGCUGUCAGUGCCCGUGUUCAGUGAAGACGCUCUCUACUUGGCUUCCUAUGAGAGUGAAGGACCUGAAAAUAAUAUAGAGAAGGACAGAUGGAAGUCUUUAAGGUCCAGCCUUCUGGGCAGAGUUUAACAUAAGGAGGCUGCUGCUGCUCCUGCUCUUGCAUCUGCAUCUCCAUCAAACAGACCCUGGAGGGGCUGGCCUUUGUUUAAUGGCAUCCAGUACUAGGAACCACCGUGCAGACCCUGCAAGCAAGCCCAAAGGCAGAUCAAAUGGGAAACUCAUUUCCCACAGCUGACAGAUUGACUCGGAUAUUUUUUUUUUUCUUCUGAGACUGAACUCUUCACUGAAGACACUUGAGAAAGAAUCCUCUGAAAGUCCCGGGUCUGCAUAUGAUUCAUCUCCUGGAAUUUCCAUGUGAAUCACAGCUCUGCACCUGGAUGGAGUUUUCUUUUGUGUGUGUGUGUGUGUGUGUGGUUUUGGAUUUUGUUUUUGUUUUUUCUUUUGCUUGAACUUUUGCUGCUAAUGGAACUUACCAGCUGAGUGCUGGCUCUGUGGAAGCCUGCGUGUGUUUCUUUAUUAAUUUAAAUGAAAAAGGGAGAGGAUGGAGGGGACCCCCUCCCCCAGUUUGGAUUGGACCUCAGCGUGAACAGUGUUCCAGAGAGGGCGAAGACUGUGGACCUGUGGACGUCUGCUGCAGACAUCCCCUUAGCACGUGCAGUAUUGUAAACGCCUCUCCCUCCUCUUCCUCCAAGGUUUUGAGUUGGCUGCUGGCUAGCAAACUCCUUCUUACCCAUAUAAGUUAUUUAAUAUUAUAAUGAAGCUCAACACUGUGGUAGGAAAAUAGCCACUAGGAAAAGAAGAAGAAGAAGAAGAAAAAAAAAAGCAGAGUUUGUCGCUGUUGGACUGCCCAUCCCGCUGGAAGAGCUGUGUUUCCUUCACCCUUCUGAGCUGUUUACAAUUGACCACUGUGUCCUGUAGAUGUAUUUUUCAGUAGUUCUCGUUUUUGUUGUUGUUGUUACUUGCUUUUCCAUGACUUGCUGUUCAUGUAAAUGCUCUGACUUCAAGGGUCCUGGAAACGAAUCCAUGACGUGCCCGAGAUUGUUUUUAACUAAUUUCUCAUUAUUUCCUGGAAUCUGUUGACCACUAAACAUGUAAACAAGGAGUAAAUUGGAAAAGUUACCUCCUCUCCCCCCUGGCAGUGCACAAAACAAGUGAAAACCCGCUUGCGGUUAACUCUCUGAUUAAUCUAAUUGUGAGCUAAGUCACCUUGUUAACAUCUAAAUAGGUCUGUAGUUGCUCUGCAGGCAAGCCUUUCUGUAUACUCUAGGAGAAACUUUAGAGUAGUGACCCCAGCUAAUGAAAGCCUGCCCUGCCAAAGUCCAAACCCAGAAGUCUUUGUUAACCCUUCUGUUGCCGUACUGAGAAUCAGCAUGUCUUUGUCCAACAGGCCUGAAUUGUCUCCAAGUUGUCCCUUCACAAUGUCAAUACAUUUUACACUCUGCA
Meriones unguiculatus (Mongolian gerbil) is the source of this 3293-nucleotide messenger RNA. RefSeq names its product RasGEF domain family member 1B (gene Rasgef1b). Lineage: Eukaryota; Metazoa; Chordata; Mammalia; Rodentia; Muridae. Gene Ontology annotation, cellular component: plasma membrane. Gene Ontology annotation, molecular function: guanyl-nucleotide exchange factor activity. Bases 288 to 1919 code for a protein of 543 amino acids. The transcript has 16 exons. Gene Ontology annotation, biological process: positive regulation of GTPase activity; Ras protein signal transduction. The record is from RefSeq and is a predicted model, not a curated record.